Molecule: messenger RNA, 1818 nt
Organism: Brettanomyces nanus
Lineage: Eukaryota; Fungi; Ascomycota; Pichiomycetes; Pichiales; Pichiaceae
Exons: 1
Coding region: 1-1818 (605 amino acids)
Cellular component (GO): nucleus
Molecular function (GO): nucleic acid binding; exonuclease activity
Source: RefSeq, a predicted model, not a curated record
AUGACUCCGAUAAGUAAUCAAGACAAUUCCGAGCCGAAAUCUGGAAUUGGAGAACUUUCGACAAUUGUUCCGGCGUCGAAGGUGGACCAGCGCCAGAAUAGAAAGAGAAGAAAGCAGUCUUCUCCGUCUUUCACAUCUACGAGGCAUUUGAGGCAUCGCAAAAGGAAGUUUCAGGCUGUUGAUCCGAAUCUCCAGACCUUUCCAACAAUUCAACCCAAGACGAAUAUUCAUGAUCUUCGAGACUUGAUCAUGUACUCUCUUACUGGCUACAAUAAAGAGCCUCGCUGGUGUAAGGUUGGUAAUCGAAGGGCUAUUGAGAAGGUUAUCUUCAUACACGCUCGAGGUCUUGAGGAGAAGGAUUUUGGGUUUGAACCAAACCAAAAGAUCGAACUUCCUCAAGAAUUGAGUACUCGUAAUGUUCGUGACGAACUUAAGGAAUUCAGCGACAAGUUUCAAAGGCUUAUACCCCUUAAAAUGCCAGGUUCUGGCAAAGCCGUGUAUCCUCUGUUUGUAUCAUUGGCCACUUUCCCAUUGAGCAAAAAGGAGAGAAAAAAGAUGUUUCAGGAAAAUAGAAAUAGGAAAAUAAGUCUUGAAGGGCUGUGUCUCUCAUUGAGUAGUUUACUGACCAAUGAUUAUCCUAUUCAUAAGGAUGUUCCUGAUGCUACCGAGGAAAUGGUUAAAAAGACCGAUGAUUAUCGUAGUACAGUAAAGGUUGAUCAUCCUGGUUGCAAAAUAUUUGCCAUUGAUUGUGAAAUGUGUCUUUCUACUAGUGGAAAAGUGUUAACUAGAGCUUCUCUUACGGACUGGGAUGGAAAAACGUUGAUUGAUGAGCUUGUUAAACCUGAGGAAGAGAUCGUGGACUAUGUAACAAAGUACUCGGGUAUUUCAGAAAAGCUUCUAGAGAAUGUUACGACUCGAUUAAGUGAUAUUCAAGAUAUGAUUAUCAGUAAAGUGUCAUCAGAUGACAUUCUAAUCGGUCAUUCGUUAGAGUCGGACUUGAACGUGUUGAAAAUAAAGCAUCCAAAUAUUAUAGACACAGCACAGUGCUUUGAUCAUCCUCGAGGACCACCUUCAAAACCAUCACUCAAGUACCUUAUGUCUACUUAUAUUCACAGGACUAUCCAGGAUAAGGAUACUGGUCAUGAUUCCGUGGAAGAUUGUACCAGUUGUGUGGAUCUAGUUAAACUGAAGCUUGAGAAAGGAUUUUUGUUUGGAAGAACAUUAACUAUGGCUUCAAUGUUCUCCAGAAUCGCUACUUGCAACAAGAUGGUGACGGCAUCAGAUGGAAUUAAGAUACCGAAGUCAUCAUUGGUGCUAGAUUACUCAGGUCCAAGAAAACUCGGCGAGGAGGAUGAACGAAUUCAGUGUCAUUCGGAUGAUGAUGUGGUUGAGAAGUUUGUGGAAAAAUCUUCAUUGCAUGACUUCGUGUAUAUGAGAUUUGAGGGUCUUGAAUUUGCCAAGCGUUGGAACUUCCCCAAGAAUGGAGAGGCUCCUUUUACUUCAAGCGAAGGGCAGGCUUACAAAGAGUUUGGUCAAAGAUUUGAGAAGGUAUAUAGAGCGAUUCCUAAGAAUUCGGUGGUGAUUGUGUGCUCUGGUAACGGUGACAUGGGUAAGAUGAUUGAACUACAGAAAGAAUGUAAGACAUUCCAGGAGGCCUAUAGGAACAAUCCUAUGAUUAAGAAUGAAAGCAAGGAAUCUGGUUGGACAGAAAAGAAGUCAAGCGAAUUGAAGAAAGCUGUUGAAGAGGCCAGAGACUCGUUCUGUUUUGUGACUCUCAAGAAAGAAGCUGAUGAUGAAGACAUAGCAGUGGUUGAUUAG